Molecule: messenger RNA, 729 nt
Organism: Orbicella faveolata
Lineage: Eukaryota; Metazoa; Cnidaria; Anthozoa; Scleractinia; Merulinidae
Product: tachylectin-2-like
Source: RefSeq, a predicted model, not a curated record
AUGUCUUUCCAGGAUCUCUUUGGAGCCAAGCAUGGAGCCGAAGGUGGUGUACUGUACCACAGGAUUCCUUUUGAAAGCUACACUGAUGAUUGGCAAAACUCAAUGAUAGAGAUAGGCGAUUCUGGCUGGGACGAAUUCUUCUUUCUGUUCUUCCACCCAGACGGCGACUUAUGCGUGGUACCGCCAAACGAAAGGCAGUAUGCUGGCCAACUCGUAAAAGCGACGCCCCUCUCCUCUCCUAUCACUCAGGCACAGGAUUGGUUAGCUAACGCUACGUUAGUUGCCCCGUGUAAUUCUGAUUUUUGGCGGGCAUUUGACGUGUUUGAUUUUCUCUUCUUCGAUCCGGAAGGAAAGCUAUAUGGAGUCGAAGGAAAUAAGUUUUAUUCAGGACCACUCCAAUCAAGCACACAGAAGCAAUGGCUUGAUUCCGCUAAACUGCUUGGAACAAGUGGAUGGUCCUCCUUUGACUUUCUCUUUUUCGAUCCAGAGGGGAUCUUAUACGGUCUGAAGAACGGUCAACUUCAUAAGCGGAGUCCGCCCACAGAUCCGACUGACGACUGGUUUGGAACAUCCGAACUUAUUUGUACGACGGGCUGGAGAGGAUUCUGGUUCCUCUUCUUUAUGUCUAAUGGCGAAUUGUAUGUCGUCACCGAAGAAGGAGAAAACUUGGACAAGGAAAGCUUGUACAAGGGAUUGCCCCCAACUCAGGGCAUGCCCUUUGAUAAGUAG